GUUAAUACUCAAUUGGACUAUAGUCUGACCACAAAGUUGGUUAGAAAAAGGAUAAUGUUGGCUAGAGGGCAGCCUCCUCGAAUUCCUCCCUUCCUCCCCCAAAGUUUCAACCAAAUUUUGCGCUCUGUCUCUCUGCGAUCUUGCGUGAGAUUCGGAUUUGCGGUUUACUCUACCGUCUAAAGCUAUGAGCGUCACAGAGUUCGCCAUGGUCGAAGAACUGGCGUUUCUAGUAAGGGACAACCUUCGUUCCAAACAUCUGGUGCUCGCCAUGGAAGAUACCUUCGUUAAUUUCCUCCAGACCGAAACCAGCUCUGAUGGCGUUCUGGAGUUGGAGCCGAUGGAUCCAUACAAUCGGCUACUCUUGCAUCGGCUCGCAGAUAUAUUUGGAUUUGCGCAUGUAUCUAUUGGGGAAGGAGAGAGUCGGCACUUGAUUUUGGAGAGGUGCCCGGAGACUUCAAUACCUGCCAUUCUAGUUAGUGACAUCUUGUUCCAGUGUGAUGAGCCUCAGUCUAUCUCAGUUCCUGACCAGGUUUUGAGAAGAGAUGAUGCGACCCCAGUGGUACAGGCAAAAACACCAUCCCUCAGUACAAUCAAGGAGAGAGAAGCUGCAUAUCUGGCUGCUCGGCUACGUAUUUUUUCAGUAGAUGGAGAGGAGGUGAGAGAACCUGUUGAGCAGAGGCCUAGGAAUAUCCCUGCAGUAGCCCGCCGAAUGAUAGCCCAUGCAUUGGGACAAAAGAGAGCACCUGGCAGAGACAUAGAUUGGAAUGAGGAAAAUAAGGAAGUAGAAGAAGGCAAAUCUACUUCCGUGGAAGAUUCUCAGGAAAGCAGUUCCUCGGUCGCUAAAGGAUUGUCUCGGAAGAGUAGCAGCCAGAAUGAAAUGAGCAGGAACAGAACGAAGGAGUUUUCAAAGGAGGAACAGUCACGUGCUGCAAGGAGGAUGUUUGCAAAUGCAUUGGGUCUUCAACCAACGAAGGCUAGUCUUCCUGCCACAAGAUAACAAGGUGAAGAGAAACAAGCCGGACAUGGAGAGGGAAAUCAGGGUCUUUGUAACUGAUGAAUUUUUCGGUUGUGUGCAUCUGGGCAGAACAGUUUCUAUGUUGCCAGCUACUUGAGUUGAAGAAGCUGCAGUCAGCUUGCGAGAGUUUUGUUUUUCGAGUUCAUGCCUGUUGGGAGCUUGGAGUUGCAAUUUAUGGUCGUUGUGCGGGUUUUGAAGGUCUCCCGGUACAGGAUUGCUGCCCAGAUGUUUCAAUGGAAAUGGCUGAAAAGUCAGUGAUAGCUUUGAAGCCCUAAAGUAUGAUUUGGCGAUCUAUUGGCACAGAUUAUGUACCCAUUGAAAGAUUGGGACUCCACAUUAUUCACAUACACUUGUGUUCUACAUUCACGCUUUCUCGAUCAGAGAACAGGGUAGAUUUUCACUCGGUCAUGCUGCAGACGGUGUUGCUGCAGCAAAGAAAAUGUAGAAUGUGAUACUUACUGUAUUGCCAGGAAACUUCUGGUGACUGAUUUACUUAUGAACUUGGUUGUUUUGAUGGUUCGGGUACAAAACAUUACUUCCUAAUGCAGUGGUUGCUGCUAUAUGAUGACAUAUAACACGUCCAUUCGAAU
Messenger RNA from Linum tenue, 1605 nucleotides. The record is from the annotation of a GenBank genome assembly. NCBI's taxonomy places the organism in Eukaryota, Viridiplantae, Streptophyta, Magnoliopsida, Malpighiales, Linaceae.